AUGUCAAACCCAAACUCCUACGGCACGCCCGUAUCCGACACAGCAUUCCGCAAAACCUGGGACCGAGAAGAAUACACGAAAAAAGCCGCCGACGAUGAAGCCAAACGCAAAGCAGAAGGCAAAGCGCGCUACGAAGCAAAGCUACUGGGCAAAAAGUACCACGCCCCGGUCGACUAUAGCACGUUGGAGGAGACGACGGCGCGCAACAAACGGCUCGAUGUCGCGUCGAUGGUUGGCAAGACGAUGCUUGUGCCUGCCGGAUCGAGCGUUGGCAAGCGGGGCCCUGGUGCGGGCUUUUACUGCAAGGACUGUGAUCUUACAUUCAAGGACAAUUUGCAGCUUGUCGAGCACUUGAAUAGUAAGCAGCAUUUGAUUGCUACGGGGCAGAGUGGGGAGGUGAAGAGGGCUGGGGUUAAGGAUGUGAGGUUGAGGUUGAGGAUGCUUUCUCAUCGGAAGAGGCAGUUGGAGGAGGAGGAGAGGAAAGCUUGGCAGCUUGAUCUUGGGGUGAGGCUAAAGGAGAGGGAGGAGGCGGAUGCGAAGGAGAGGGAGGAGAAGAGACGGAUAAGGAAUGAGAAGAGGAGGAAGGUUAAGUCCGAGGAUGAUAGCUGGGAGGGACGAUUGGGGAUUAUUUCUUGA
Molecule: messenger RNA, 636 nt
Organism: Penicillium soppii
Lineage: Eukaryota; Fungi; Ascomycota; Eurotiomycetes; Eurotiales; Aspergillaceae
Product: U4/U6-U5 snRNP complex subunit SNU23
Exons: 1
Coding region: 1-636 (211 amino acids)
Biological process (GO): mRNA splicing, via spliceosome
Cellular component (GO): U4/U6 x U5 tri-snRNP complex; spliceosomal complex
Molecular function (GO): zinc ion binding; nucleic acid binding
Source: RefSeq, a predicted model, not a curated record